This is a messenger RNA of Pomacea canaliculata, 5339 nucleotides long. RefSeq names its product solute carrier family 12 member 3-like. Gene Ontology annotation, cellular component: membrane. The record is from RefSeq and is a predicted model, not a curated record. Gene Ontology annotation, molecular function: sodium:potassium:chloride symporter activity. NCBI's taxonomy places the organism in Eukaryota, Metazoa, Mollusca, Gastropoda, Architaenioglossa, Ampullariidae. Gene Ontology annotation, biological process: chloride transmembrane transport; potassium ion homeostasis; chloride ion homeostasis.
AAGAGGGCUUCAUCGUGAGCCACCCCGAGUCCCUGCUGCUGGAAACCGGUCAUAACCAGCAGUGAGCAGACCUACAGCGUCACGGGAAGUGUCCGUAGCGAGCACCCGUAUAUAAGGAUCUCACGUACAUCGCACUCAGGAAAUCUACCCGUGAAGUGUUUCGUUCAUAAUUCGUUGCUGCCGGUGCCUUUCACCUGUGGACAUUACCUGUGCUUACACCUGGUUUUCUUCGUGACGAGGGCUGUGGCUGUCGCCUUGUGUAUAUGUGUAAACGGCUUUGAAAGGGAAAUCCUGUGUUUGAUAUUUGGAAACGAAGAUAAUUUUCUACAGCACCGAUUUCUAAAAAAAAAAAUCUAUCGCAAAAGCGAGUUCAGGUUCUCUCAGGAGUGUUCAAAAGAUUCGCACGAUGAAGCGGUGACUUACAAAGCCCGGACAAUUCUCAGGAAUUGGCGGCACAUCAAAGUGAGUUCUGCAACUAGUGUUAAAAUCUUUCCAAAAGUAAGUAUUAUCAUUCAAAGCAAUGGCAGACAACUGUGAGGUAGGCGAAAGGACUACAUCCGCAUCCUUGCCUGCAGGUUCUGGAAGUGGUGUGCAGAUCACAGUUACUCCCCUCGAUGACUUCCACGUUUCCGACUCAGGUGUUGAGACGGAAGCAGAAUCACCUCCCUUGGAGUUGAAAGAUGAAGACAGAUCGACUGGUCAUCCAGAUCACAGCGGUUCCAGGCCCAUCCUGCAUCCCGCUUACGAAAAAAAGGCAGCGGCUGGACUUAAAACAGGGGGCAGGACUUCACCACAUCUGCCACACAAAUUUCUCUCCCCCAACGCAGCAAGGUCGGACAGCGACCUCGGGGACAGUAUCGACAGUGCUGGGGGUAGCAGGAAAGGGUCGUUGAUCGAUCAGAUCAUCCCACAGUUCAGGCAAGACUCUGUCGACAACUAUUUCGACCCGCACUCCGACCGGGUGUCCAUCCUUGAGAGGGACGAAGACAACGCAGCGAGAUAUGCCCGGACACGGGGGGGCCCUCGUCUGUCCAUCUUCUCCAUUUACAGCCACACCAGCAACCGGUCAGACGAGUCCUUCUGGGACCCGAUGGAGUCCAUCCCCAGUGCCAACCAUUACGAGCUUCCAACCUCUCAUCCCGAUACGUUCUUGGGCCGGAGUAGGCCGACCUUGUACCAGCUGAGAGAGGAACCGGAAACACCCACGCGGCCUACCAGCACCAUUGGUACUGAUCUUGACGACAACGCCGUUGAAGAACCAGAAGUCAAAAAGAAAAAGCCUAAAGGACCGCAGAAGCUAGGAUGGAUCCAAGGGGUUUUGGUUCGGUGUAUUCUCAACAUUUUCGGUGUGAUGCUGUUUCUUCGGAUGACGUGGAUGACGGGGCAAGCUGGGAUUGGUCUGUUCUCCAUUAUCAUCCUCAUCUCAACAGUGGUGGAAGUUAUCACGGUCAUGUCCAUGUCAGCCAUCUGCACGAACGGAGAGGUCAGGGGAGGUGGGGCCUACUAUAUGACAUCCCGCAGUCUCGGACCAGAGUGGGGCGGUGCCAUUGGAAUCGUCUUCUCCUUGGCGAAUGCAGUAUCAGUCGCCUUGAAUGUUGUGGGUUUCUCGGAGUCGGUUCGAGACAUCAUACAUGGCCAAGGUUCAAAUUUUACUGGUGACCCAACCCACGAUGUGAGAGCCAUCGGCUGCCUCACCAAUUUGCUCAUCCUCGGCAUCGCAAUGAUCGGUCUGGACUUUGAGAGCGCCACGCAGCAGGUGCUGAUGGUCAUCCUUGGUGUUGCCCUCGCUAACUACUUCGUCGGCACCUUCAUCCCGCCGUCAGAAUCCAAGCGUCGUCUUGGCUUCGUUGGCUACAAAGGAUCUCUUAUCUCGCAAAACUUUGGGCCAGAUUAUCGAGUGCAAGAUGGAACGAUGCAAGACUUUUUCUCCGUCUUCAAUAUUUUCUUCCCUUCGGCUACGGGUAUCUUGGCUGGAGCCAAUAUCUCGGGUGACUUAAAGAAUCCGUCGGUGGACAUUCCCAAAGGAUCAUUCCUCGGCAUUUUCAUCACUAGCACUGUCUACCUGGCUGUGGUGUGGACAUGUGGAGGCUGUAUGGUCAGAGACGCCGUGGGAAACGCACUUGAUAUUCCUCCAACAUCACCAUGUCCAUUGAAGAGAUCCAAACGUGCAUCAACGAACUUGCGUUAUGGCCUCGUGAACUCUUAUGAUAUCAUGGGAGUGUCGUCUGGAUACCCGCCAAUCAUCUAUGCUGGAAUUUUUGCAGCUUCCAUCUCGUCCGCUCUCGCCUGUUUCGUCAGCGCACCCAAGGUCUUCCAGGCCUUGGGACGGGAUAAUUUGUUCCCUGGUGUUGGUUUUUUUGCCGUGGGCAGCGGCAAAGGCGAUGAUCCUCGACGUGGCUAUUUCCUAACCUUCUUCCUGAGUGUCGGUGUCACCUGCAUCGGAUCUCUAGAUGCUAUUGCUCCAAUUAUCUCCAACUUCUUUCUGAUGUCGUUUAUGAUGAUCAACUACGCUUGUUUUGAAGCUGCCCUCGCGAAAUCACCAGGAUUCCGCCCGUCAUACCGUUUCUUCAACAAAUGGCUGAGCCUGCUGGGAGCCCUGAUGUGCUUGGUCAUCAUGUUCUUGCUGAUGUGGUGGGCCGCCCUCGCAACUGUCAUCGUCUGUGCUGCCCUCUUCCUGUACAUGAAAUACAAAAAGCCAGAUGUCAACUGGGGUUCAUCGGGGCAAGCUCGAGUGUACAACGAGGCCCUUAGAUCAACUCUGCGACUUGUCAAUGUCGGCGAACAUGUCAAAGAACUCAGGCCACAGAUGCUGGUUUUAACCGGGUACCCUCGCAACAGACCUGCUUUGGUCGAUUUGGCCUCCACGAUCACAAAGCGUCAGUGUCUCCUUAUUUGUGGUCACGUGCUUCAGGGUGAUAUGCAUGAGCACCUGGCCCACCUGCGAUCAACAGCCGUCCACCGCUGGUUCCAAAGCCGCCACGUGCGUGCGUUCUACACCAGCCUGGCAGCCCCCGGGGUGCGACUUGGGGUUCAAGCCCUACUCCAGUCACAAGGUUUGGGUAAGCUCCGACCGAACGUCCUUCUGAUGGGCUUCAAGAGCAAGUGGCAGACGAUCAACGAGAAAGAGGUUCAUGACUACGUGGGGAUCAUCCACGACGCUUUUGACCUUCAGUACGGAGUGGGCGUCCUUCGCCUUUCAGGCGGCCUUGACGCGCAGAAGGUCCACGAUGACCUGUUAGAUGUUACCGAGGAGACACUGGAAGACCUGGAAUUCUCUAGCUCUGAUGAAGACGAGCAAAAAGGUGACAGCAAAUUCAAGAGGUGGAGCAGAAAGACAAAAGCAUCAUCCAAGAAGAAACCGAACUCCAAAGAGCCCAGUACUGCUUCCGUAGAAAAUGGAGUUGUCCUCACCACCUUUCGCCAGAACCAGCCAGACGGUUAUGUGAACAAUGCCUUCACCAUCGCGGAUGAAACGAGAGAAAGGAAUCAAAAGAAAUUUGAAAGCGAUGAUGACUCUAUUGACGACACAGAUGACGAAAGGAGAGAGAGGGAUGCUGAUGCAACUCCUGAUGUCCCACAAAACAUUUUGGCCAAAUAUGAAAGACAUAAUAACCCCAUGUUGAGCAACAAAUUCCGGGGCAAACAAACCGGAAACAUUGAUGUCUGGUGGCUUUUUGACGACGGAGGUCUUGGGCUGCUGAUUCCUUACAUCUUGUCAACACGGAAGCGGUGGCGAGAGUGCAACCUGAGGAUCUUCUGCGCUGGCACCAAGAAAGCCAACAUGGAGAACGACCGUAAAGAGAUGGCAUCACUUUUACACCGAUUCAGGAUUGAAUACUCCGACAUCAUCGUCGUGCCGGACCUCAGCAGUAAGCCUCGCAGGAGCAGCUAUAAGGAGUUUGAACACGUGAUCUACAACUGGCGCCUGAAGGCCGACGAAUCCCAGGAGGACUACCCUUGGAAAAUUUCCGAUGAGGAUGUGAUAACUCAAAAGCAGAAGAUUUACAUGCAGCUGAAGAUCAGAGAGAAACUAAAGGAACAUUCUAGUGACGCAUCGCUCAUCGUUGUGACCCUGCCUGUGCCUAAGAAGUUCUGUCCUGCCGGGCUGUACAUGGCAUAUAUGGAUACCCUGACACGUGACCUCCCGCCCACGCUUUUGCUCCGCGGAAAUCAGCAAAGUGUCUUGACCUACCUGUCCUAAGCACCGCGGACAUCAAAGGGUCACGAAACUCGUAAGAGUAGCAGAGUCUUGACCGAUUGUUGAGAUAGAGAGUGGCAGACUAUUGCAAGGAUACUGUGCUAGAAAAAGUUACCUGGAGACAUUUUUACCUCGUGUUUGUCCCAUGUUGCGGACCUCGUCUUCACAAGUCUUCAUCUUCCUGCGCUCUUGGGUCCAAAGUGGGUGGACCACCAGCUCCGGAACCUUCGAUAUUGACUAACAGGUUGAACCAGAUAGUUUUGUUCAUGCUUAAAAAAAAUGGUGAUUUGUAUGUAAGCAAGAAAAUGGCAAAUAAUAUGCAGUGAAUUGCUUAACAGGAGUUAGACUGCAGGCAGCUAAACCACAUUGGUUUUGUUUUUAAUAUGCGGAGAUGUUUUAAUGACAUUUAACAGUCCAUGUACAUAUUCCCUUGUCAUCCCAACAAACUAAAUCUUGCUGCUUUCAACAAGUGGGAGAUUCUCUUACAGUGAUGUGCAUUUAGCGAUGAACAUAGGCCAGAUGAUAUUUUUUAUUUUGUAAUAUUUUUUAAAAGCAUGAUUAACGUUUAUUUCAUUGAUCACGGUGUAAAAAAAAAAAUCUUCGAAUGUUAUAAAGAGGAAUGUUUGUGCUUUUAAGAAAAUCGCUUAAAUUUUAACGUUUUAAGCAAGUAGUUUUCUAAGUGCCCAGAGAAAAUUUGCUCACUUAGUACCCCCUGGUGGCAUCAGAAAUAGUACUGUAGCUCUUGUGGGAGGUACCUCACUGGUGAGUAUCCUCCUUUCUCAGGUUGAAGUUUCGCAGUUUAUACGUUGAUGCGAAUGUGAAAGGAAACUACGGAAUGACAACGAUGUAAAAUAUGAAUUGCGUGUGGUUAUAUAUUUAAUCAGUUGCGAUGUAAAUCUGCAUUUAUAGAACAAACUCGGAGCUUCACAGAGUGCCUAACGCAAUGCCAACAAUGGCUCAAUUUUAAUCAGUGUGAUAGUGCGAAUUUCGAAAUGCUUGAAGUGGGAUUAGUCCUAUCCAACUGUAAUUUCGAACUUCACUUUUAUGCAACUAACUUUUUAAACUGUGUAUUAAUGAAUGUCACGGUUUUAUAACUGCACCCGACAUAGGAAAAAAAUGAAAUAAACUUGAGAGAAAUUUU